Molecule: messenger RNA, 570 nt
Organism: Nematocida ausubeli
Lineage: Eukaryota; Fungi; Microsporidia
Exons: 1
Coding region: 1-570 (189 amino acids)
Biological process (GO): regulation of DNA-templated transcription
Cellular component (GO): nucleus
Source: RefSeq, a predicted model, not a curated record
AUGCUAGUCCAAGAAUACUUAAGCCUAUUGGAGGAAGCACCUAUGGAGAUACAGAAGACACUCGCGCGCAUAAGUGAAAUGGACCACUCCAUACACCACGAAAGAAAGGAGCUUGAAAGAGAAGUUGAGACCAUUAAUGAAAUACUGCAGGACGCAGAGAAGGGCUCUGAGAAGGAAAGAAUUGACAAACAAUUGCAGCACAUUAAUAGGUGCUACUUGAAGCUACUUGACUCAGAUAAGAAGAAGCUUUCACUGAUUGCAUCACUGCAAAUACAACUGGAAAGUGCGAAAUCCUCAAUAAAGUCAUCUUCAAAUGAGUUUAAAGAAGGCCUCAUUAAGAGCGCAGUCUCCAUGAAGCUAAAGAAGAUUCUCUCCAUGCUUGACUACAAAAUAGAAGAAGACAACAAAGAAGAAGAAAUUCUUUGCUGCACAUGCAAGAGACCCAGUAAAGGGGACAUGAUUGUCUGCGACAAUGCAGAGUGCCCAAUUGAGUGGUAUCACUGCGCAUGUGUUGGAGUAAAGGGCGUUCCAAAGAAAAAAUGGCUGUGCACUCUUUGUACAAAGGAAUAA